Messenger RNA from Dipodomys ordii (Ord's kangaroo rat), 4224 nucleotides. It is a transcript of the gene Smarcc2, whose product is annotated as SWI/SNF related, matrix associated, actin dependent regulator of chromatin, subfamily c, member 2. Gene Ontology annotation, cellular component: npBAF complex; SWI/SNF complex; nBAF complex. Bases 1 to 3510 code for a protein of 1169 amino acids. Gene Ontology annotation, molecular function: histone binding; nucleosomal DNA binding. The record is from RefSeq and is a predicted model, not a curated record. Gene Ontology annotation, biological process: positive regulation of DNA-templated transcription. The transcript is spliced from 28 exons. Lineage: Eukaryota; Metazoa; Chordata; Mammalia; Rodentia; Heteromyidae.
AUGGCCUUCCACAAAUAUAUACAAGCUGAACCACCAACCAACAAGUCUCUGUCUAGCCUGGUUGUACAAUUGCUACAAUUUCAGGAAGAAGUUUUUGGCAAACAUGUCAGCAAUGCACCGCUCACUAAACUGCCUAUCAAAUGUUUCCUAGAUUUCAAGGCAGGAGGCUCCCUGUGCCACAUUCUUGCAGCUGCCUACAAAUUCAAGAGUGACCAGGGAUGGAGACGUUACGAUUUCCAAAACCCAUCACGCAUGGACCGCAAUGUGGAAAUGUUCAUGACCAUUGAAAAGUCACUGGUUCAGAAUAAUUGCCUGUCUCGACCUAACAUUUUUUUGUGCCCAGAAAUUGAGCCCAAACUGCUAGGGAAAUUAAAGGAUAUUAUCAAGAGACACCAGGGAACAGUCACUGAGGAUAAGAAUAAUGCCUCCCAUGUUGUGCAUCCUGUCCCAGGGAACCUAGAAGAAGAAGAAUGGGUACGACCAGUCAUGAAGAGGGAUAAACAAGUUCUUCUGCACUGGGGCUACUAUCCUGACAGUUAUGAUACUUGGAUCCCCGCCAGUGAAAUUGAAGCUUCUGUAGAAGAUGCUCCUACUCCUGAGAAGCCUAGGAAGGUUCAUGCCAAAUGGAUUCUAGACACAGAUACCUUCAAUGAAUGGAUGAAUGAGGAAGACUAUGAAGUAAAUGAUGACAAAAACCCUGUCUCCCGCCGAAAGAAGAUUUCAGCUAAGACAUUGACAGAUGAGGUAAACAGCCCAGAUUCUGAUCGACGGGACAAGAAGGGGGGGAAUUAUAAGAAGAGGAAGCGCUCCCCUUCUCCCUCCCCAACCCCAGAAGCUAAGAAGAAGAAUGCUAAGAAAGGUCCUUCAACACCUUAUACCAAGUCAAAGCGUGGCCACAGAGAAGAGGAACAAGAAGACCUGACAAAGGACAUGGAUGAGCCCUCUCCAGUUCCCAAUGUAGAAGAGGUGACACUACCCAAGACAGUCAACACUAAGAAGGAUUCAGAGUCAGCUCCAGUCAAAGGAGGCACCAUGACUGACCUGGAUGAACAGGAGGAUGAAAGCAUGGAGACCACGGGCAAGGAUGAGGAUGAAAGCAGUACGGGGAACAAGGGGGAACAGACCAAGAAUCCAGACUUGCAUGAGGACAAUGUGACUGAGCAGACCCACCACAUCAUCAUUCCCAGCUACGCUGCCUGGUUUGACUACAACAGCGUUCAUGCCAUUGAACGGAGGGCUCUACCUGAAUUCUUUAAUGGCAAGAACAAGUCCAAGACUCCAGAGAUCUACCUGGCCUAUCGAAACUUUAUGAUCGACACUUACCGACUGAACCCCCAGGAGUAUCUCACCUCUACUGCCUGCCGCCGGAACCUGGCGGGUGAUGUGUGUGCCAUAAUGAGGGUCCAUGCCUUCCUGGAGCAGUGGGGUCUUAUUAACUACCAAGUGGAUGCUGAGAGUCGACCAACCCCAAUGGGGCCUCCUCCCACCUCUCACUUCCAUGUCUUGGCAGAUACACCAUCAGGGCUGGUUCCUCUGCAACCCAAGACCCCACAGGGCCGCCAGGUUGAUGCUGAUACCAAGGCUGGGCGGAAGGGCAAAGAGCUGGAUGACCUGGUGCCAGAGACGGCUAAGGGCAAGCCAGAGCUGCAGAGCUCUGCUUCCCAGCAAAUGCUCAACUUUCCUGACAAAGGCAAAGAGAAACCAACAGACAUGCAAAACUUUGGGCUUCGAACAGACAUGUACACAAAGAAGAAUGUGCCCUCCAAGAGCAAAGCUGCAGCCAGUGCCACUCGAGAAUGGACAGAACAGGAGACCCUGCUACUCCUGGAGGCCCUGGAAAUGUACAAGGAUGACUGGAACAAAGUAUCUGAGCAUGUGGGAAGUCGCACCCAGGACGAAUGCAUCUUGCAUUUUCUUCGGCUUCCUAUUGAAGACCCAUAUCUGGAAGACUCAGAGGCCUCCCUGGGACCCCUGGCCUACCAGCCCAUCCCCUUUAGCCAGUCGGGCAAUCCUGUUAUGAGCACUGUUGCCUUUCUGGCAUCUGUCGUCGAUCCCCGAGUGGCCUCUGCUGCUGCGAAGUCAGCCCUAGAGGAGUUCUCAAAAAUGAAAGAAGAAGUCCCCACAGCCUUAGUGGAGGCCCAUGUUCGGAAAGUAGAAGAAGCAGCCAAGGUGACGGGCAAGGCAGAUCCAGCCUUUGGUCUAGAAAGCAGUGGCAUUGCAGGAACCACAUCUGAUGAGCCUGAGCGCAUUGAGGAAAGUGGGACUGAUGAGGCACGGGUGGAGAACCAGGCUGCAGAUGAGAAGAAGGAGCCCAAGGAACCCCGAGAAGGAGGAGGGGCUGUAGAAGAGGAAGCUAAGGAAAAAACAAGUGAGGCUCCCAAGAAAGACGAAGAGAAAGGAAAAGAAGGUGACAGCGAGAAGGAGUCAGAAAAGAGUGAUGGGGAACCAAUAGUUGAUCCUGAAAAGGAGAAAGAGCCAAAGGAAGGGCAGGAGGAAGUGUUGAAGGAAGUGGAGUCAGAGGGAGAGAGGAAGACAAAGGUGGAGCGGGACAUUGGUGAAGGCAACCUCUCCACUGCUGCUGCCGCUGCCCUAGCUGCUGCUGCAGUUAAGGCCAAGGUGAGGCCACUCGAGUAUCAAAGGCAGCAGCUCCUGGCCGACAGACAAGCCUUUCACAUGGAGCAGCUGAAGUAUGCUGAGAUGAGGGCCCGGCAGCAGCACUUCCAACAGAUGCAUCAGCAGCAGCAGCAGCCACCACCAAACCUGCCCCCAGGCUCCCAGGCCAUACCCCCAACAGGGGCUGCUGGGCCACCCUCAGUGCAUGGCCUGGCUGUGGCUCCAGCCUCUAUAGCCCCUGCUCCUGCUGGCAGUGGGGCCCCUCCUGGAAGCUUGGGCCCUUCUGAACAGAUGGGGCAGACAGGGUCAACUACAGGGCCACAGCAGCCACAACCAGCUGGAGGCCCCCAGCCUGGGGCAGUCCCACCAGGGGUACCCCCCCCUGUACCCCAUGGCCCCUCACCGUUCCCCAACCAACAAACUCCUCCCUCAAUGAUGCCAGGGGCAGUGCCAGGCAGCGGGCACCCAGGCGUGGCGGGUAAUGCUCCUUUGGGUUUGCCUUUUGGCAUGCCGCCUCCUCCUCCUCCUGCUCCAUCCGUCAUCCCAUUUGGUAGUCUAGCUGACUCCAUCAGUAUUAACCUUCCCCCUCCUCCUAACCUGCAUGGGCAUCACCACCAUCUCCCGUUUGCCCCGGGCACUCUCCCCCCACCUAACCUGCCUGUGUCCAUGGCGAACCCUCUACAUCCUAACCUGCCGGCGACCACCACCAUGCCAUCUUCCUUGCCUCUUGGGCCGGGGCUCGGAUCCGCCGCAGCCCAGAGCCCUGCCAUUGUGGCAGCUGUUCAGGGCAACCUCCUGCCCAGUGCCAGCCCACUGCCAGACCCAGGCACCCCUCUGCCUCCAGACCCCACAGCCCCGAGCCCAGGCACAGUCACCCCUGUGCCACCUCCACAGUGAGGAACCAGCCAGCCAUCUGUCCCCUCACCUUCUCUGUGGAGAUCACAGUUCCAGGAACAGUCCUCCCCCACCAAUGGAACCCUCCCCCAGCCUGGAGAGUUCAUCACUACGUAAGGAAAGCUCCUCCUGCCCCUCCACAGCCCCCACCAUGCCCAGCAGAGGCAUGCAUUUUUAUAUUGGAUGAUUCAAGGACUUCUGUUUAAAAGAUGUUUCUAAUGUCUGGGAGCAAGGGAUAGGACAGGAAUGCUGCCCUUAAAGGAAGGGCUGGGGAAAAGGUGUUUAUACAAAGUUCUACUUAACCACUUCUAAGGGUGCACCCUCUUUAAAACUACUACUUUUUUUAUGGAUAAAAAGAAAAUUAAGCCCUUUAAAAGGAAGUAGAGAGAGAUUUUAAAAAGCCACAUUGGAGAUCCCUUCAGUCCACUAAAAAAUAACUUCUUAAAAAUUUUUUUUCUUUCUUUUUGAGGAGGAUGAGUUAAAGAAAAGGGAAUUAAGGUUCUGAGUUGUGCUCUGGGGAUGAAAUAGGCUAUGAAGCCUAGCUCCUCAAACCCCUUAGUAGUCAACUCCCUUUACCCACUCCACCAGUUCAUCCAUACUAAUCUCUCCUGCUGCUUCCUCAGUGUUGCUGUUUUAGGCCACUCAGCUCAGCCAAUGAUCCCUUUCCCUCUGAAUGUCAGUUUUGUGUUUGUUUUUAAAAGUCACCUGCUUAGUUGA